AUGACUACGAAAAUAGUGCCAUCUUUGCCAAAGAUUAAGGCCUAUAUUGGUCAUAUCCCUCAGCGUUUAAAAAAUGGUCAUUUCGAGAACCCAAGAGGAAGGUUGGAGAUUCUGAGGCGGAUAGUCACACAACUUGUGCGAGAAGAACGAGUGGAAAUCAAGCGAAACAGGGCAGUUGAAGCUCGGCCUUACACAGAAAGGGUAGGUUCUUGUUAUAUUUUUUGUAUCCUUAGUGCUAUAAUAUCAUUGAUUCUUUUCCAUGAACAAUAUUGUAAGAUAUAAAGUUUUUGAUUUUAGUUGUUACAAUUGUCGAUUACACGAGGUCCAGAUGAUGAAUACACAAACAAAAUGUUGGAUUGGUGGUUAAUGGAGCCGCAUUUGAAAGGGAAAGUGUUUGAUGAGUUGGUACCGAGGUUAAAAGACACGGAUGAGCCUUAUACAUCUUUGUACUCUCUCCCAACGAUGCAUAUAACUGCGUAUAAAGACAAGAAUAUCCAAAAGCCUAAGAAGUUGUCGUCAGUAUCUUUGGAAAUUAAUGGUAAGUUAAGAUGUUAUGGUUUUAAAUAUUCUAGGCCACCCGUUCCCAUCGCUUCAACCGCUCGAAGAUGCACGACUCUUAUUGUUGAGGGAAAAUUUCUUAUAG
Molecule: messenger RNA, 643 nt
Organism: Bursaphelenchus okinawaensis
Lineage: Eukaryota; Metazoa; Nematoda; Chromadorea; Rhabditida; Aphelenchoididae
Source: the annotation of a GenBank genome assembly